Messenger RNA from Actinia tenebrosa (Australian red waratah sea anemone), 1740 nucleotides. RefSeq lists its product as uncharacterized. The record is from RefSeq and is a predicted model, not a curated record. Lineage: Eukaryota; Metazoa; Cnidaria; Anthozoa; Actiniaria; Actiniidae. Gene Ontology annotation, biological process: DNA integration. Gene Ontology annotation, molecular function: nucleic acid binding.
GCGCAGGUCAAGCCUCUAGAGGAACAAGCAGAAGUCACCCCCGUACUCUCUGACGACAACCCAGAAGUAAAGAAGGAGUCGCAAGUCUUCCCAACAUUGACAAAGGAGGUCAUGAAAUUUGCGACCAUCCUCAAACGUCUAGAAAGAUUCUCUAGCUGGCACAAGGCUAAAACAGCAGUGGAGUUGUGCCUGAGAUACAAGUUACGCGACAAGGCAAGUGGUAAGAACGAUAAACAACCCCCACAGUUUGCAGAGYGUACGUUUAAGAAGAUAGACCAGCCGCUGACAGUUGAAGAGCUGCGUCAAGCUGAAAACAAGAUUAUCAAGCUUGUGCAAGUGACAGCUUAUUCAAACGAGCUGCGAGUUCUACGCUCACUUAAGGUGACCGACGACGAGACGACGAGAGAGAAGGCAAGAAGGCGAAACAAAUCCAUGAAGAAAUGCAGUCAGUUAUACCGACUAGAUCCUUUUGUAGACGCCGAUGGAAUCUUGAGAGUCAGCGGUCGCAUCCGGCGUGCAAAUGUAUCCAAUGAACUCAAACAUCCUAUUAUCCUGCCACGAAAGGGACAUGUUACACAGCUAGUAAUCAGACACCACCACGAGAUAGUCGAACACCAAGGCCGAGGAAUCACGAUGAACCAGAUACGAGCUACAGGCGUAUGGAUUAUCGGUGGGAAUUCUGCCCUAGCGCAGUACCUUUACAGAUGCGUAAAAUGCCGUAAGCUUCGUGGUAGCGUACAAGAACAGCGAAUGGCCGACCUGCCUAUGGAUAGGGUAGAACCCUCGCCCCCGUUUACCUUGUGCGCGGUAGACUAUUUCGGUCCGUGGACAAUAAAGGAAAGGCGCAAGGAAAUGAAGCAUUACGGAGUAUUAUUUACUUGUAUGGCAUCACGCACAGUCCCCCUCGAGACCGCCAACGCAUUGAAUACAGACGCGUUCAUAAACGCAUUGCGCCGCUUUAUCGCCAGACGAGGGCCUGUCAGACAAAUAAGGUCCGACCAAGGAACUAAUUUUGUUGGAGCUAAAGGAGAGCUAAAGGACGCCCUCGAGGAAAUGGAUCAGUCUAAGAUCCACCGGUUCUUGCUAGAGAAAGGCUGUGACUGGACAAGUUUUAAGAUGAACGUACCCGCGGCCAGCCAUAUGGGCGGAGCCUGGGAGAGGCAGAUAAGGACAACCCGCAACGUUCUCAACUCAAUGCUCGAGAACUCUGGACAACAGCUAGACGASGAGUCCUUAAGAACUUUCCUUUGUGAAGCUGAGGCCAUCAUAAACUGCAGACCGUUAACAACAGACACAGUUGGAUCGCCAGACUCACUAGAACCCCUUACACCSAAUCAUUUGCUGACGUCCAAGUCAAGACUGGUAUUACCGCCACCGGGAGAGUUCCAGCUUGCCGACAUGUACCUUAAACGCAGAUGGCGCACAAUACAGUUUCUUGCAAAUGAGUUUUGGAAUCGCUGGAAGGGGGAAUUCCUCCAGUCACUCCAGCAAAGGCAGAAGUGGACUCGUCCCCGACGAAACCUGAGAGUUAAUGACGUCGUCAUUAUAAAGGACGAAGACAUACCCCGUAACCAGUGGCGACUGGGUAGAGUGGAAGAAACGUAUCCUGAUGAAGAAGGAACACUAACGAAGGUCCGACUGGCAGUUGGAAAUGCAAGUACCGAAGGACCCAACAGAAAGGCAAGGACGUUGGAGAGACCCGUGCAGAAACUUGUGCUGUUGGUUGCCCAGGAAGAAUAG